UAGUGAAUCAGAGUGGCGGUCGACUCCGGGCACAUCGGGAGUAAGCCCGUUCCUUUCUGUUCUGUCUUAUUUACUUAACACCUUGUUUUUAUUAACAAAACAAAUAAAUUUAUUUUGUUGAACCCUUUAAAUAAAUUGCCACUCAGUCAGUCAAUCAAUCAGCUUCAGCAAACAGUAAAAAAUUUUAUACUUUCCAAGUUGGAAAUAAAAUCCAAGCCCGCGCUCCGUAGAAAUUUCAAAUCGAUAGUGUCGUAGCAACGAUGUUGUCCUGACCUGACAAGGACUUGUGUACAUUGCAAAAAUAUUUAUCACUAUUUUUACAACCAGAAGAUAAAGUAAUCAAGAAAAACAGUCGGAAAGUCACGGAGGAUUUGAUUGAUUUUAAAAUAAAUACGCGAGUGAAAAGUGAUUUUAUUUGAAUUCUUUAAUUUCGUUUGUUGUAAAACGUUAGGAAGAAUUAUUUAAAUAUGAAGAUGAGUAACUGGAGAACAGAAGGUAAAUUUAUCAGCAAUUGGAUGUCAUGUUGUCUUUACACGGCGGUCCUUGUGAUUGUACUGUGUACUAAAACACAAGAAGCUUUACCUGUUGUCUCUGACAAUGACGCCAUGAGAUAUUUGUCGCAAUUCGGAUACUUACCACCGGUGAACCCAACAAGCGGUGGAAUAAUUUCCGAAGACACUGUUUACAAAGCGAUCAUGGAUUUCCAAGCAUUCGCUGGCUUAAAUGUAACAGGUUCAAUGGAUAAUGACACUGCUACUAUGAUGUCUUUGCCAAGAUGUGGAGUAAAAGACAAAGUAGGAGCCAGUACUGACGGCAGAUCAAGACGUUAUGCAUUACAAGGAUCUAGAUGGCGAGUUAAAAAGCUCACAUACAAAAUAAGUAAGUAUCCAAGGUCACUUGAUAAAGCAUCAGUAGACAAAGAUAUUGCCCGAGCAUUUGCGGUCUGGUCAGAGCACACAGAUCUUACAUUUACGCAAAAAAAAACCGGACAAGUCCACAUUGACAUCAGAUUCGAACGCGGAGAGCACGGAGACGGUGAUCCAUUUGAUGGUCCAGGAGGAACACUCGCUCAUGCAUAUUUUCCAGUCUAUGGUGGUGACGCCCAUUUCGAUGACUCGGAACACUGGUCUAUCAACAGCUACCGCGGGACAAAUUUAUUCCAAGUCGCUGCUCAUGAGUUCGGUCAUUCUCUGGGUCUGAGUCACAGCGACAUUAAAUCCGCAUUGAUGGCGCCGUUCUAUCGAGGAUACGAACCAAAUUUUAUGCUCGAUGGUGAUGACGUUUAUGGGAUUCAAGCAUUGUACGGCGCUAAAGCACUGGAAGCAAGUGAUACAGAAGUACAUCAACGCACAACAUCGAGUCCGACUGGUGAAGAAGACUCAGUUUUAUGCGCAGACUCAAAAGUCGAUACCAUGUUCAAUUCCGCUGAUGGUCAUACAUUUGUAUUCAAAGGCGAUUACUACUGGAUGUUAACGGACGACGGUGUGGCCAGCGGGUAUCCUAGACUGAUAAGUAGUUCCUGGAAAGGAUUGCCAGGGAAAAUCGAUGCCGCUUUUACGUACAAGAACGGCAAAACAUAUUUCUUCAAGGGAUCUAAGUACUGGAGGUACGUAGGGAAGAGAAUUGACGGCGACUACCCGAAGGACAUCAGCGAAGGAUUCACCGGAAUACCCGACAAUAUUGACGCAGUGACCGUAUGGACGGGCAACGGAAAAAUUUACUUUUACAAAGGAACUAAAUUCUGGAGAUUCGAUCCCGCUCAACGACCCCCAGUUAAAAGUACAUAUCCGAAAUUAAUUUCUAAUUGGGAAGGAGUACCCAAUAAUGUCGACGCAGCCUUAACUUAUCACGGGUACACGUAUUUCUUCAAAGACAAUGCGUACUAUCGGUUUAACGACCGGACAUUCUCCGUCGAUGUGGCUGAACCAGCGUUCCCGAGAGCAACAGCGUUCUGGUGGUUCGGAUGUAAAUCUGCGAGUCGAGGGACACUAGGUAAUAUCGCAUGGAAAAAUAAUUACUCAAUAAAUGAUACGGAGUCUGGAAACUUGGACACUAACGCCGGCGGUUUCCUUGGCGAUGACAGUAAUCAUGAGGGUGAUGAUAUCGGUGACAUUAUUUUUGAUGCAGGAAGUACUGAUGAACUAGUAACGUCAUCGAAUCAAGACUCUGCGCAUUCAGGAACCGGUUCGAUCUUCACCGCGCGGAAUCAAUUCCUGAGGCUGGCGAUCGUCACGGCAUCACUAAUUAUCGCUAAGAGGAGUCUGAUACCAUAGGAUAUUUAUUUUUACAUCCUUAAAUAAUUGAUUAAUUCAAAAUAUAUAUAUAUAUAUAUAUAAAUCCUCUUACGAGCAAAGACUCUUGAAUUAAGUAUGAUUGUUAAAUUGCCGUUGUUGUAUUGUUAAGUUUAAUUGUAAAAAAUCUAAGCAUACGUCUAGUAAUUAUUUUACUAAUUAACAAAACAUAUAAAGAUAAAAAAAAAAUGAUGAUUGUCGAGCCUGUUACACUGCCGCCGAAUAUAUUUAUCAACAGUUUAUUUUAUUAAAAAUAAUAAAUUGACGGGUCUCAAAUACAAUAUGACGUUAAAUAAUUCAAUGUUUUAUUAAUUAAUAAAUAAAUUAAUUGAAUAAUCGUACGUUGUAUAUAAAUAUCUAUAAAAAAAAUAUUUUUAUAAAAUAAUAAUCUUAUUGGUGAAUGACAAACUGCUCUUUUGUGUUCGACGUACAUCUAAUUUUUUUUUUUAAUUGCAACUAAAUUUUUUUUUUAAUUAUUAUUAUGUUAGUUAAUGAUCAUCAAGUAUUAAUUAAUUAAUUUACCUCUAAUACGUCCAUUAUUAUUUUUUCAUAAUUGCAUAGUGAUAAUUUUAGUUAUGGAUCAUAAAUUUAGUACUUAAUAACUGUACUCCCGAUUUUUUUUUAACUUUUUUUUAAAAGAAAAAUUAUUGGAAUGAUUUUUUUUAUAUGAAUAUGGAAAAGAUGUACUACGAAAUUUAUAAGAAAUGUCUUUAACUUCAGUGCCUUUUUAAAUAAUAAGUGAUAAA
Molecule: messenger RNA, 3037 nt
Organism: Microplitis mediator
Lineage: Eukaryota; Metazoa; Arthropoda; Insecta; Hymenoptera; Braconidae
Gene: Mmp1
Product: matrix metalloproteinase-14
Exons: 9
Coding region: 468-2273 (601 amino acids)
Biological process (GO): extracellular matrix organization; proteolysis; collagen catabolic process
Cellular component (GO): extracellular matrix
Molecular function (GO): metalloendopeptidase activity; zinc ion binding
Source: RefSeq, a predicted model, not a curated record